AUGGGUUAUGAGAGGAUACACAAAGUCCAGAUGGGCGUCAUAUCUCCAACCAAGCUCAGGAUGAAGCUGCUGGGCUCCCAUGGCGGCGGCGGCGGCAAGGACGAGGCCACUCGCAAGUCGCCGCGGGCGUCGCCGUCGAGGCUUGACGACGCCGACCACCCCAAGAACAGCCUCCUGGCGCAAGAGCUCGACGAAGAGUACCCCAAGGACCGGUCGGAUUCGUCCCGGUCGCGCUCCGACGCCAGCCGCGGCAGGGGUGCGCGCAGCGGCGGCGGGAGUGGCAGCGGCUGCGACAGCGGGGCCGAGAACGGCGGCGUCGGCGGCAACUUCGAGUUCUACAAGGAGGAGAGGGCGGCCCUGCAUCCGCCGGCCGCGGCGGCGGUGGCCGUCUCCGGGCCGUUCUUCCGGCAGGUGCCGUCCAAGUGGAACGACGCGGAGAAGUGGAUCGCGGGGCGGCACGUCGUGCACUCCAACCCCAUCUUCUCCAAGAAGCCCGCCGCCGCGCCGCCGCACACCCCCACCGCCGGCGGCCGCGUCGCGCCGGAGUCCGCGUCCUCAUCGCCGUCGUCGGUGAGCGGGCCGGCGAGCAAGCCGCCUCACAAGAAGCUCCGUUUCUCGUCGGCGGGCGCGCCCGCGCCCGCGCCGUCGGUGUCCGUGUCGAUGCGGGACGUCGGGACGGAGAUGACGCCGAUCGCGAGCCAGGAGCAGUCGCGGAGCGGCACCCCCGCCGGCGCGGCCACGCCGUCGCUCAGCCCGCUCUGCUCGGUGCCGUCCAGCCCGAGGGGCGGCAGCGCGUCGGCCUCAUCCUCCGCGUCGGAGCGGGAGCUCCGGCUCCGGACGCGGCGGGAGAUCGCCGCGCUCGGGCUGCAGCUCGGCAAGAUGAACAUCGCGUCCUGGGCCAGCAAGGAGGAGGGCCUCCUCGCCGCCCAUGCCGCCGCGUCGCCGGAGCAUAGCGCCGGAGCCAUCGAUGAGAAGGAGAUCAAGAGGAAGGAGUUCGAAGCGCGCGCCAAGGUCUGGGAAGAGUCCAAGAAGUGUAAACUCGCCUCAAGAUACCAGAGGAAGGAGGUGAAGAUACAAGAGUGGGAGAGCUGCCAGAAAUCCAAAUUUGAAGCCAAAUUGCGGCAGGCUGAGGCGCGGGCUGAGCAGAUGAAAGCCCGGGCGAAGCAGGACCUGGCCAAGAGUCUGUCCGACCUGAGCCAGAAAGUGGAGGGCAAGCAGGCGAGGGUGGAGGCUCGCCGGAGCCUGCAGGCGACACGGCUGGCCCGGGAGGUGGAGCGCAUCCGGAAGACCGGCCGUGAGCCGUGCCGGCUCCGGCGGUGCUGUGCCUGGUUCAUGCUGUGAUCGGCGUAGGUGCUGCAGCUCACUGAAGCCUGAUGAAGGCCUCUAAUGCAUGCAUGCUUGGAGUCAGGAAAACAAUCAUGGCAUCAGCUUUGUACAUGAAACCAUCACCAAUCUUCUCAGCCUGUGCUUCUGCACAGGCAGCUAUCUGUUGUGGUGGUGUGGAUGCCAUUGCCAUUUGGUUUGGGCUGUGACAUGCUCUCACUGAACUUGGGGCUGCAGCUAGCUGAUCUAGAACUGGUGUGUUAAGAUAGGCUCUUGUUUUAACUGAUCAGCAUUACAGAAGCAAGAGAAGCCUCAGGGCCCUGUUUGUUGUCACCAAGGAUGUCAUGAGGAUUUAGAGUAAAUUCUGAACUAA
Messenger RNA from Panicum hallii, 1696 nucleotides. RefSeq lists its product as uncharacterized. NCBI's taxonomy places the organism in Eukaryota, Viridiplantae, Streptophyta, Magnoliopsida, Poales, Poaceae. The record is from RefSeq and is a predicted model, not a curated record. The transcript has 6 exons. Bases 1 to 1341 code for a protein of 446 amino acids.